UGUUUCUAGAAAACAAAAAUUUUGCUGUCACAGUCAUUGUCAAAAGCACAUGAUGUUUAUCAAAAUUUGCUCACUUUCCUCAGUUUGACAUGCCAGAUUUGCAGUUGAAGAAUGUCUUGCUACGGAUGUGGAGCUAGUUUUGGUCUUUUCAAUAAAGAGCAUGGCUGCAAAAAUUGUGGGUUUGCCUUCUGUGGAAAAUGUUUGACAAAGAAACAUGAAGUUCCAAAACUGAACAAUGAGAAACACAAAGUCUGCAACAAAUGUUACAAUAUUUUAUCAGGGAAGAUAAAACCUGAGGAGAAAAAGAGAGAUGUCUCUCCACCAGAGGCAUAUAAAAAGCGGGUAGCAGCUUUACAGGAGAGACAGGAACAUGGUAAAGGAUCUCCCUCCAAAAAACAAACAGCCAAAGGGACCCCCAAACACCCCUCCCACUCCAGGGCAGAGAGGGAAAUCUCAGAGAGGCUCCAAAAACUCAAGGAGAAAACUCCAGAACAAGUUGCCAAAGAAAAUGUCUCGGAAAAGGAGAUCAAAGAGAGGCUAGCUAGACUAAGGGGAGAGAACCCAGACAACCAAAGCUCUGAUAAAAAACCUGUGUACAGACCACCAGACAAGAGAACUCAGCAGUUACAGGUGGAUGACCUUUUGGAGGAGAUUUCUAAAGAAGUGGAACUAGAAAGUCACUUACCUAACAACAUCACAGAGCUAGAGAACAGACUGACCAACCUCAAAGGAGGAAGAGGUGAAAAUUCCAGCCAGAAUCCUGACAAAGAUGAAAAUGAUCUGAAUCGUGGGGAAGCCAAAGAUACGAAGCCAUACGUAAGGAACAUACCAAGUGAGGAGGGUAAGAAAUCUAAUGAGGAGGGGGGAGAGAUCAGCGCCGAGGAAAUCAAUAAGAUCAUGGAGGAGACAUCAAAGGAAUGUGAGAUGGAGGCAAGGAAGGCCCUGAAGGAUCUAGAGAAAGACAAGGACAUCAUGAAACGACUGCAGGAAAUCAAAAGUCGACGCAAUGAGGACGUAAACAAGCAAGGAGAAAGCUCAGAGACAGAAGAUCCUAACAAACCAGCAGAAAAUUCUGACACUGACAAUGAAGACCAGCAGGCUAGUGAUGUCAUCAAACAGAUCAUGGAGGAAGACAAGUUGGAUGAAGCAGCAGCUAAAGAUGGAAUCUCAAUAAAUCAGAACAGCAAAGUGAAGAAAGCUCCAAAACAAGAGAAGGAAGAGGAUGACGAUGAUGAACUCCCAUACUGCUGUAUUUGUACAGAGGACGCAACAAUCCGUUGUCAUGGCUGUGACCUUGACCUCUAUUGCAACCGAUGUUGGAAGAUGGCAUCACCAAGAAGAGGUAAGAGAACUUCAUCUAAAUCUUCAUCAAGGAGUAGAUCAAGAAGUCGGUCUCGAAGUCGGGGAAGAAAAGUCCCGAAGUCACCACCAUCCACGAGAAAGACCCGAUCCCCUGCACGUUCUAAGGCUGACUCCCCAGGAAGAUCUAAGGUAGCCACGCCAACUCGAGGAAAAGCUGAGUCCCCAGCCAGAAGCAGGAGGAGGUCAGUGGAGCGAGCUGUGACCCCCACCAGAAGGUCAGCCAGACUGGAAAACAAGACAAAGGAUCCAGAGAAGAGAGUGCCAGUUGAGAUGCCUUCUAUGGACGCACCUAGGAGAGUUCCUAAGACAACUCACCGCGAGUUUGGGGGAGCCAUUGGAGCAUUGUUUAUGCUGAUUCUAUUGCCUGCCACAGUAUACGGACUCAAUCUAAUGUGUGUCAAGAAAAGUUGUAAGCCACGUAUGAUCAAGAUUCCCACUGAUCUAAAGUUAUACUUUGACUGGGAAGCGGCAGCGAUUUACUUGGGGUGGUUUGUCUUCCAAUCUGUUAUUUACCUGCUGCCUAUUGGACGAAUGAUCAAAGGUCAGCCACUGAGGUCAGGGGGUCAACUAACCUACAGAUGUAAUGGUUUCUUUGCCCUUCUGAUCAGUUUAGCAGCGUUUGGUGCUGCUGUUUACUUAGGAUAUCCAGUACAGAAAGUACAUGACAAAUUUUUGGCCUUGAUCACCACAGGGACGAUUUUCUCCUUUGUGAUGAGUGUUCUGUUGUACAUCAAAGCCCGGCGUGGUCCCAACAGCAAACUCGCCCCCGGGGGAAACACUGGAAACAUUCUUUAUGACUUCUUCAUUGGACACGAGCUCAACCCUAGGAUUGGUAACUUUGACCUGAAGUUUUUCUGUGAGCUCCGCCCUGGCUUGAUUGGUUGGUUGAUGAUUAACCUGGUUUUCCUGACCGAGGCAUACCGUCAGUCUGGUUCCCUACCCCCAGCCCUCACCAUGGUGGUGGCAUUCCAGGGUCUUUAUGUGGCAGAUGCUCUCUGGUUUGAGGAUGCCAUCCUGACUACAAUGGACAUCAUUACAGAUGGCUUUGGAUUUAUGCUGGUGUUUGGGGACUUGGUCUGGGUACCAUUUCUUUACUGUCUACAAACCCGCUUCCUGGCAGAGCAUGGGGAAUCCCUACCCUGGUACUGUCUGGCUGGCAUCGCAGUCCUAAAUUUUGUUGGAUACGCAAUAUUCAGAGGCAGCAACUCUCAGAAAAAUGAAUUCAGAAAGAAUCCCUACAACCCUGCAUUAGCUCAUUUGGAGACAAUCCCUACAUCAACAGGAAAGAAGCUCUUGGUGUCUGGCUGGUGGGGACUCUGUAGAAAGCCAAAUUAUUUAGGAGACAUUCUUAUGGCCCUGUCUUGGUCAUUAGCAUGUGGUUCCAGCACACCCUUGCCGUAUUUCUACCCAGUGUAUUUCACGAUCCUGUUGGUUCACAGAGAAAUGCGAGACUCGGAGAGCUGUGCCAAGAAGUACAAGGCUAGCUGGGACCGCUACUGUGAGCGAGUCAAAUACAGGAUCUGUCCUCUUGUCUACUGAAAGAAUGUUCUCGGUGUUGAAAAUUUAAGUUUUAAUGCAUUGGACUUGUUUUAUUUCAUUUCAUUUAGGGACAGUACAUUUUACAGAAAUAUCGUUUUUAUUAAAAAGUACUUGUGUAUGAUUUUAAUGUCAGAAAAGUUUUAUGAGGGGGAAAAACAGCAGUAUUUAAAAAUUUUUUUUCAACUUUUUAUGAUUAGGGGCAAUAUGACAUUUUUCUCAGGGCUGUAUAAGUAUUGGGUUAUCUGUACUUAAGUUGCCAUGGGUGUUCAUGUAUGAGUGUCAUACGUAAAACAUUUUUAUUUAUUCAUCCCAUUUCUGUAGCAGAAAUGAUAUAGUAAACAUUUAGUUUUCAAAAUUAUGUGCAAUUUCAUUUUCAUGUCCCAUAUAUUCUGUAAAUAUUGUAAAUAUUUGUACAUAAAUGUGUGUGCUAAAAGAAAUUGUUUUUAAAUGUUAAUGUAUAUGCUAUGUGGCCUACAUUUCCAAUUUUUAUCAUGAAACACCAGGAAUUUUGAGUUAUGAAUUCUUUAUUAUUUUUGCUGAAAUUUAGUAGAAAAUAUUGACAAAAAAUGUGUAUGCUCUAAAGAUAUUCCUUUUUAAGCAGUCGUACAUCUGAAUGAAACAAAAACCUAUGCUCCAAGUAAUGUUAAUAAGAAGUAAAUCCUUCCAAAACUUUAAAAAUUACUAUUGUAAAGUGUCAAAGAUUAAAAAAUUUAAAGCUAA
Molecule: messenger RNA, 3621 nt
Organism: Saccostrea echinata
Lineage: Eukaryota; Metazoa; Mollusca; Bivalvia; Ostreida; Ostreidae
Product: delta(14)-sterol reductase LBR-like
Exons: 20
Coding region: 112-2901 (929 amino acids)
Biological process (GO): sterol biosynthetic process
Cellular component (GO): endoplasmic reticulum membrane; nuclear inner membrane
Molecular function (GO): metal ion binding; oxidoreductase activity, acting on the CH-CH group of donors, NAD or NADP as acceptor
Source: RefSeq, a predicted model, not a curated record